CGUUCUCGCCCCCUUUAUCCGGUUCAGUCUCGCACCUUUUGCAUUGUCCGCGGCCGGCCGAGAUCCGGAACAGCGUUUUGGCCGCGCGUCCGGGAUGCGCGGCCCGGCGACGUUUCGGCAGCGGAGCCAUCAUCCGACACGCGACGCCGACAGUUAACCGGCGUGCGGCGCGUGUUCUUUUCGUCUUGUUUUUUUUUUGUUUUGGUUUCCGGUGCGGAGCAUGUGGUCGGAGGAGGGCAGCGAGAUUUGCUCCAUCGGCAUGACGAUGCAGCCGUCCCUCAGUGCCUCAAGCGGGAUAUCGCAGUUGAGCCAGUGCGCGCAGUUGGGGGAGCUGCCGGAGCUGCCGGCCACCGACGAGCAGCGACUGCAGGAGGCCGCGCUGGUGCUGCAGCAACGACUCGUGCUGCGCCAAUGGCUCGCUAAGUUCGCCCUCCAGCACUACUACCCCAGACUGCUGGCCCUCGAGGUCGCACGACUCGAUGACGUUUAUUGGCUAGAAGACAAUAAGGCGAAGCCCCUUUUCAACAAGGACUUCGCUCGGUGGAGUAGCGCGAGACAAUCGUUGCCGACGAACAAACAGAUCCUCGACACCCUCAAGAACGAUCUCUGGUCCGAAGUAGUCAAGAGCAGCAACCACCAAGACGCAUGGACAUGGGGGGGUAUGCUGGUGGUUUCGGUCUCCGUCGCUGGUCUGGUCACCCUGGCAGCCAUGACUCAGCCCUCGCUCGCUCCGGAAGCGAAACACUCCCUUUUGCAAUACGUCACCGGAAAAUAUCUACUGCCCUCCAAUUGCAAGGUUAAUUUUCAGUGGUCCGACCCGCACCCGGUGGGCCACACGGUGUGCUUCACCGUACAGUUCUACCAGCGUAACGGACAGCCUUAUCCAAUCUGUGAUACCGACAAUUUUAUCGUGGACGUGUCCGAGGGCCCUAGAAAGGUAAAGAUAGCGGUGAUUAGUGAAUUGGGCUCGCCGACCGAUCCGAAUAGCGCCAACUUGGCGAAGGUUAAAUUUAUGGUACGCCAUGCGGGGCAGUACAAGAUCAGCGUUAUGGUAGGGAACCAACAUGUAGCUGGAAGUCCAUUCAUGAGAGGUUUUGUCGCUGGACCGCCUUUUGCCCAGAGGACGAUCGUGGUACGACAUUGCAGUACCGUGGUGUGCACCGCCAACAUUCCCCACUUGUUGUACAUCGAACCGCGUGAUGAAUAUAGCAAUAUUUGUAUUUUUAAUUUGAACGAUGAUCCUACUAAAAAUUACACCGUCGACAUAUCUCAGUUGGGAACAUCGUCGCAGGAUUCGAACCUGGACAUAAUCGAGGACAAUUUUACCACAACCCUCGAUUAUGAUUGGCAAUCGCAGCGCGUCAGCAUCCAGCUCAAGUUUCUGAACGAGGGCUGCUACCACGCCACCAUCAAAUAUAACAACACGGAGCUUCACAACGGAGAUUUCGACAUCAUCGUAUUAAAUAGUAUAGAUUCUACUCUAGUCCAUAGAAAUGUGGCAUCUAAGAACCACAACGUUUGCUACGAAGCUAAACUAGUAGGAAUAAACGGGGACCGUUUAACCAAGGCGAAAAAAGUGCUUUGUUACGUGUCCCCGAAGCAGCUAAUAAUCAAAGAACUUAUCCUAAAGUUCAUACCGAAGAGGCUUUACACUUUUAGAUUAUGUCCGUCAACAAAGUUCAAUUUUCAAGCAGAGACAAUACCAAAAAUAGGUGAUAACACCAGCAGCUGUUUCACAGUAGACGACGGCUGUCAACCCAAAAUAGAACUAGUAUCCAAAGAGCGGAACGUGAUCGCCGCCACUUUCGCCCAGUUCCUUCUCAAAAACAUGGGUGGAUCGGAAACGUUCAAGGACAAGCAAGACUUCUUCCACCACGAAGUCAGAAAGUACCACCAGAAGCACUAUCACGAGAAACUGUCGAUGAAAGUCAACAGGGAGAAACUGCUGGAGAGCAGCAUGAAGGCGACCAAAAAUUUCUCGGUCUCGGACUGGUGCCGGAACUUCGAGAUCACAUUCCAAGGCGAGCAAGGCAUCGACUGGGGCGGUCUGAGGCGCGAAUGGUUCGAGUUGAUAUGCGCCCAAUUGUUCGACGCCAAGAACCAGCUGUUCGCCAGCUUCCACGACGGCGGUCAGCAGUCGUUGGUGCACCCUAACCCUCGUCGGCCUGCCCAUUUGAAGCUGAAACACUACGAGUUUGCCGGCAAAGUCGUGGGAAAGUGUUUGUAUGAAAGUGCCUUAAGCAGUUCGUACAGGCAGCUUGUUCGUGCCAGAUUCACCAGGUCCUUUUUAGCACAGGUUAUCGGACUUAGAGUACACUACAAGUACUUCGAACAGGACGAUCCCGAUUUGUACUUAUCGAAGAUUAAGUACCUGUUAGAGAACGACAUAGAUCACAUCGAUACUGAGCUUUAUUUCGUUGAAGAAGAGUACGAUUCUUCCGGACAACUGGUCAAAAAUGUUGAAUUAAUACCCAACGGUUCGAAGAUAAGAGUAAGAGAUGCAACGAAACUCCAAUAUUUAGACGCGUUGGCUCAAUACAAACUGGCGACAAGCAUCAAGGACGAAAUGGAAGCCUUCCUUAAAGGACUUAACGAACUAAUACCCGACAAUUUGCUGAGCAUCUUCGACGAAAACGAACUCGAAGCGUUCCAGUUGCUUCUGUGCGGUACCGGCCAGUACAGCAUCGCUGACUUCAAGGCACAUCACGUCGUCAACGGCAAUUCGACGGAAUUUAGACGCAUCGUCGGUUGGUUUUGGGCCGCUGUCGGUAACUUCACCCAAGAAGAAAUGGCUCGUCUCCUCCAAUUCACCACCGGUUGCUCUCAACUUCCUCCUGGUGGUUUCAAAGAGCUGACGCCCAGAUUCCAGAUUACAGCUGCUCCCACUUUUGGAAAUUUGCCUACUGCACACACUUGUUUCAACCAAUUAUGUUUGCCUGACUACGAUUGUUAUGAGCACUUUGAAAAAUCUCUACUCCUUGCUAUCAGUGAAGGAACCGAAGGCUUCGGAAUGGUCUAAGCAAUAAUUAUAUUCACUACUUAAUUUUUGCCCUGUGCACAAGUUACAGUAAUUUUGUUGUAAUAACGAAUAACGAGUGAUACAUUUAAAAACCACGUGCAGAUUAACAGUGAGAUUUUUUAGGAAUUGAUGAGUAAUAAUAAUGAUAAUAAUAGCAAUCUCUGCAAAAGUGGUAGAAAUUUAAGCUGCUUAGCUAAAACAAAACUAUUUGAUCAAAAUGCUGGAUUGUAAUAAUAAUGUGCCUAUUGUUUAUUAUUAUGGUCCGGUGUGUUUUAUAAGUAUUGUACCUGUACGGACAAGUUUUGUAUUAUUAAUUACUGCAUUUAUGGUUAUAAGCACUUAAUGCAUUUGAUUUACUUAAGUGAUAUUUGAUAUUAUUAGUAUUUAUUUAGUAUUAUUUUAUAUUAGAUUAGAAGCGUUCAGAAGUCUGAUAUUUUUGUUAUAUUUAUUUCUAGAAUUCGAAUAAACGAUUUACAAGUU
Molecule: messenger RNA, 3499 nt
Organism: Aethina tumida (small hive beetle)
Lineage: Eukaryota; Metazoa; Arthropoda; Insecta; Coleoptera; Nitidulidae
Product: apoptosis-resistant E3 ubiquitin protein ligase 1
Exons: 15
Coding region: 221-3019 (932 amino acids)
Biological process (GO): positive regulation of protein catabolic process; proteasome-mediated ubiquitin-dependent protein catabolic process; negative regulation of apoptotic process
Molecular function (GO): ubiquitin-protein transferase activity
Source: RefSeq, a predicted model, not a curated record